UUUGGGAAAGGGGUGGGGGGAAUAGUAAGUUAGGGAGCUAUAUAGCCAUAGUUUUAGUAAUCGUACUGUACACCAUCCCAGAGCAGCAAACCCCGGCCUAGCCCUGUCUGGAGGUCGAAUCCUGACUGUCUGGAGAAAAGAUAAUUGAAAAUGUGUGACGAAGAAGAGACUACUGCCCUGGUGUGUGACAAUGGCUCUGGCCUCUGUAAGGCAGGCUUUGCCGGGGAUGAUGCCCCCAGAGCUGUAUUUCCCUCCAUUGUAGGUCGUCCCAGACACCAGGGCGUGAUGGUGGGGAUGGGUCAGAAAGACAGCUACGUUGGUGACGAGGCUCAGAGCAAAAGAGGCAUUCUGACUCUGAAAUACCCUAUUGAACAUGGCAUUAUCACCAACUGGGAUGACAUGGAGAAGAUUUGGCAUCACACCUUCUACAACGAGCUUCGUGUUGCCCCUGAAGAGCACCCCACACUGCUGACCGAGGCUCCCCUGAACCCCAAGGCAAACCGAGAGAAGAUGACCCAGAUUAUGUUUGAGACAUUUAAUGUACCAGCAAUGUAUGUAGCGAUCCAAGCUGUGUUAUCCCUCUAUGCUUCUGGCCGUACAACAGGUAUUGUGCUGGACUCCGGUGAUGGUGUCACCCACAAUGUUCCAAUCUAUGAAGGAUAUGCUCUGCCACACGCCAUCAUGCGCCUUGAUCUUGCUGGACGUGAUCUCACUGACUACCUCAUGAAGAUUCUAACUGAACGCGGCUAUUCUUUUGUAACUACUGCCGAACGUGAAAUUGUUCGCGACAUCAAAGAAAAACUCUGCUAUGUAGCCCUGGACUUUGAAAAUGAAAUGGCUACUGCUGCCACUUCAUCCUCAUUAGAGAAGAGCUAUGAGCUGCCUGAUGGACAGGUCAUCACGAUUGGCAAUGAGCGUUUCCGUUGUCCUGAAACACUCUUCCAACCUUCUUUCAUUGGCAUGGAAUCUGCUGGAAUUCAUGAAACCACUUACAAUAGUAUUAUGAAAUGUGACAUAGACAUUCGUAAAGACUUGUAUGCCAAUAACGUCUUGUCUGGAGGGACCACAAUGUAUCCAGGGAUUGCAGAUCGCAUGCAGAAGGAAAUUACUGCUCUGGCUCCCAGCACUAUGAAGAUCAAGAUCAUUGCUCCACCGGAACGCAAAUACUCUGUCUGGAUUGGAGGCUCAAUUCUAGCCUCCCUCUCCACUUUUCAGCAGAUGUGGAUCAGCAAGCAAGAGUAUGAUGAAGCUGGUCCUUCUAUUGUUCACCGCAAAUGUUUCUAAAUCAUUUUCAGCUUUUCUCCUUUCCCUUCACUGUUAUUCCUAUGGACUGUGAAAGUGCUUUCAAGAAGACUGCUAAUGGUUUACUGCUGAGUAAAGUUAGUACACUCACUGUAUGUAUUUGAAAUUGUUGACAAAAUGAAAAACAAACAUGUAGGUUUCAAGUAUCAAGAAUACGCAUUUUACAUGACCUUGUAUGGCUUACUCGGUGGUUAAACUCUGAUCAGCUUUUACAAUUAGAGCAUGAUUGCAAUAGUUGCAUCUAAAGGUCUAUGUAAAAGCUUUAGUUGAAUGAAUGUGGAAAUGUGCAUUAUUGAUUGAAUAAAGCUUGAAAUGUGCAGGCAUUA
Molecule: messenger RNA, 1628 nt
Organism: Erpetoichthys calabaricus (reedfish)
Lineage: Eukaryota; Metazoa; Chordata; Cladistia; Polypteriformes; Polypteridae
Gene: acta2
Product: actin alpha 2, smooth muscle
Exons: 9
Coding region: 151-1284 (377 amino acids)
Source: RefSeq, a predicted model, not a curated record